AUGCCGACGACAGACUCCGACGAUCUACGCAAAAACCACGAGCUGACGGGGCAGCAAAGGCCGAUGCGACAUGAACCUACAUCGAAUGACGAGAAGCGGCUCUUCCCUUCCUAUGUAAAGAAGAACGGUGGCGUGCCGAUCGUACCGGGGCAGACCGUUGCUACGACGAAGAAGACGAAACCGGGACAGCAGUACUCAAACAAACCUGUCGACCGGAUAUCGCAGAAUUCAAAGCAAAGCGGACCGUUUUGUGCGCGGGGAAAGAAGCCGAAUGCUCAGAAGGAUUAUUUAACCAAGGCAAUUGACAACGCAGCGUCACGCCUCCAACACGCUCCUACCUUCGAAGCCUCCAACAGACCUGCUAAACGCCAACGUCGCGAUUCCCAACGAGCGCAUAAUAAUGUUUCCAGCCUCUCGGAUAAUGACGACGUGAUGGAGCAAAUCGCACCGAUUUCAAGCACACCUCCAAUGCCCGAACCUUCAUCGCCCACGUCUCCAUCGAGAAAGCAAACAAAAAACCGCGUGUGGGAGCCUAGUGAGGAUACGAUUCCAGAGUCUGUUCCACCCGAUAGUGACCAUGAUGAGCUUUUUACGGAGAAUGCGGCCAAGGAAAGACAUUCUUCUGCGUCGGACAUCAUCGCAUUCCAUUCUAAGGGUCUGAACCAGGCUCCCCGGCCGGGAAUUCUACAAAGCGUCGAGAUCCAAGGACCGAAAGUUGCCCCGAAAAUGAAAUCGACUGCAAGUCCUUCCGCCUCAAAUAGGAGGCGAAGCUCGUCCGACAGCUCGGAUGAGUUACAGGGUGCGGUAACCGUUCGACCAGUGCCAUCUACUUUGCCGCUUCGUAAGGAAGACGUCAGCAGCGCAUCCUACCUGAGGUCAUCGCCCUCCGAUAUUCGCUCAACAACAUUUUCGCCCAGUGGGUCAGAAAACAAGAAGAGUCGUAAAAAGAGGAGGAGGGGUCAACACGAACAAGGCCAUCGGUUGGAUGGACCCAGUCGGUCAUUCGAAGCAUCUCAAGUUCAAUUUGGCUCGGUCCAGCUACGCCCGUCAAGCGAAAAGGCUGUUGAAGUAAAUCUUGACGCUACUCAUUUAUGGGUUGUUGGGAAUACACCUGAGUCGUCGAUAAAACAAGAAAUUCUUUUAAACAAGAUCAUGCAGGUUAUUUACGGAGAAGACACGAGUUGUAAAAUUCGUCUAGGGCUGUCGAAGAUGGAAGGGCAGUGUAAUCAUAUGGAUAUCGAACUAAUAACGCCGGAAGUUAAGGACGAGCUAUUUCACUUGUUGCAGGGUCUUCGUAUCAAGAUCAAACGCAAGCCAAGUGAAUGGAUGGACCGCACUUUCAAGAACACCGAAAGGGAAUUUGCCUGCUUUUCCAAUAAGUUAAAGCGUCCUAGUAUUGACAGCGUCUCUGAGUCGAUUCCUGAACCAGAGACAGAGACGUCCAAGCGCUCGAAGAUUUCCGAGUCUCUCCAAGUUGACGAUAGAACUAUUGCACCUUUGAAUGAUGCCGACGAACACCCUACCAAGUCCCCAGAUGUUCCUACCGAUGAGCGUAUCGGGUCUGAUGACACCGCUCACGCUCAUCCUACGAGAGUGAGCACGAGUAACUCGAUCGAAAUCCCCGUUAAGAUAUAUUCGCCUCCAGACCCCCCAAUCAAUCGGCAAACAAGAUCAACAAUGCUUCGCGCAGACCCAGAACCGGCCACAGUCAUAUGUGACGACGACGAUGACGAAGCAAACGACUUUGUACCGCAGCCGUCUGCUAGGACAUUUGCGAAAUGGGAAAGGUCACUUUUGUACCCGCGCUUCGGCAAGAAAAAGGCUGAAGUGGAUGCUCAGGAUUGUGAGCGCCUUCGCUCCGAUGAAUUCCUGAACGACAAUCUCAUAGGGUUCUAUAUGCGCUUCUUGGAAGAUCAUCUGGAUCGCACCAACAAAGCGGCUGCGAAGCGGGUUUACUUUUUCAAUUCUUAUUUUUACGCGACGCUCACUAAUAAUCCCAAGAACAGGAAGGCCAUCAACUAUCAGGGCGUUCAGAAGUGGACUCGAAGUGUGGAUAUCUUCAGCUAUGACUACAUUGUCGUUCCCAUUAAUGAGUCUGCGCAUUGGUAUGUUGCUGUCAUAUGCAACUUGCCUAAUCUGCAGAGGAUUUUGAAGGGAACUCCGGAGGCCGACAAGCCACUUUCCAAUGAUAGCCAAGAGCCUUCCUCUCAGCCUGGAGGUGAGGUCCGGGCGGUUCCAGACAUGCCAGCGUCUAGUCAAGAAGUUGCGCAAGGACAAGGAGGGCCAGAAGAACAGAAAGCGAACCCCGAGCCUGCCAAGGAAGAAAUGGCACGGCAAUCAAUGGCCGCAAUGACACUGCAUGACAAGAUGGAGACCAGCGGCAGACCAGCGCAAGAGACUCCUGCUUCUGAUGAAGACUGGCCCGAGAAAGAGGAGAACCCGGAUCCAUCUCCCGUGAGAUUUACCAGCCCUCCCAAAACACGGAGUGGCGCUCAGCAAACUUCAGAAGACGCAUCGAAACCCACAGCGUGGUCUCAGAAGUCAAAAAAGUCAAAGAAGAAGUCGCGUGGACCACGUAACGCGCGAGACGCCCGGGAUCCAGUAAUAAUCACCUUCGACUCGUUAGACCUGGCCCGGUCGCCUACCAUCAGAAAUCUGCGUCAAUAUUUGUCCGAAGAAGCCAAGUCCAAGAAGGGAAUCUCUAUCGAUACUACGUUGGUUGGUGGCAUGCGGGCUCGCUCCAUCCCAUUACAAUCCAAUUACUCAGAUUGUGGGUUAUAUCUGUUGGCGUAUGUGGAGAAGUUUGUUCAAGAUCCGGAUGGGUUCGUGUCGAGAUUGCUUCGAGGAGAGAUGGAUCAGCGUACGGAUUGGCCUCCUUUGUCGUCCGGUGUUCUACGCCAGCGUCUGCGCAAGUUCCUCGAUGACCUUUACGAUGAACAAGAGCAGCUUAACCGUGAGGGGCUGGGCGAGAAGCGCGUGAUGGCAGAUAUGCGGCCGAUUUCUUUCUUGCUCGGGGAGUGGGAACCAGAGCCUGCGAGGGAAGAAGACAAACCCGAUACGGACGCGCCUCAGACAAGGCUCUCAUUACAGCCAGAGAAGGCCUCGUCACAGCCGGAAAAGACGACUCAACUCUUUCCAUUAUUUCUUCCUCCCCUGGAACCUGAGAACCAUCCAGAAAAGGCCCCCGAGACCAAGGCCUCAGUUACAGGUCCUUUUCAACCUCCGUCUCUAUCCUUAUCUCCCGGAACUUCUACCCGCACUGGGAAACACAAAGGAGCCCGUAUGCCAGAAGCCGUGCAAUCUGUGCACGACAAACUCACUCAACCUGCGGAACAAAAAUCUGACGGAGACACAGUCGAAGUCCCCGACAGUCAAGAGCCAGAACAUGGGACUUUGGAUCUCACGUCGCCGCAGAAGAAAAUCGGUGCACAGCCACCGGUCCCCGGGCCGGAGAAGAAAGAUGACAAUGCCGUUACCGUCGAUGACGAUAAUGUCGCCGUGAAAGCGAGCCCUCCUGCUCCUUCGAAUGAUGGAAAGAAGGAGAAGGAGAAAGAGGCUGAGGUGCAAAUUAGUGGAACGCCCCCACCGCCUCCAGUGGAGACGAAGUCUACUAAGAAGAAACGCAAGAAGAUAGUGGGGGAAUUGGGAGUAUUGUAG
Messenger RNA from Aspergillus chevalieri, 3657 nucleotides. Its product is annotated as SUMO protease ULP2. Gene Ontology annotation, molecular function: SUMO-specific endopeptidase activity. Lineage: Eukaryota; Fungi; Ascomycota; Eurotiomycetes; Eurotiales; Aspergillaceae. The transcript is spliced from 5 exons. Gene Ontology annotation, biological process: protein desumoylation. The coding region runs from base 1 to 3657 and encodes 1218 amino acids. The record is from RefSeq and is a predicted model, not a curated record. Gene Ontology annotation, cellular component: nucleus; cytoplasm.